Molecule: messenger RNA, 2727 nt
Organism: Rotaria socialis
Lineage: Eukaryota; Metazoa; Rotifera; Eurotatoria; Philodinida; Philodinidae
Source: the annotation of a GenBank genome assembly
AUGUCACCAUCAAAUCGGUCUAAAUCACCUCCGAAAGUCACUCGUCAAGCAGAUCCAUCACCCAAACGUACAAUAGUAAAUGAUACAAUCAACACCGAAAGACUUAAACUUGCAAGAGAUGAAGCAGAACGAGCAAUGAAAGAUCAUAAAAUAUUUACAAUUAUUGGGCCAUAUCCAGCACUUCGAGAAUCUUUACGACGGCGUGGUUGGGUCGAAAAAUUCUAUCGAGGUUCUACAUUACCAUCUGUUCAUGGAAAUAAAAAAUCCGAUAAGAAAAAUAGUAAAAGUGAUGAUGAUGAUGAAGACGACAACGAUGAUGACAACAACAACGACGAUGAUGAUCUUGAUGAUCAUCCGUCGUACGAAGACGAGGAUAAAGUUCCGCCAUGGGAAGAAAAUGAUGGUUACUAUGGAAUUUUAUCACGGCUUGUAAGAGCAGCUGCACCAAAUUUGAUUUGGAGUGUUCGAGCUUCAUACGAUACAAGUACAUUAGCAAAAGAUCAAAUGGUUAAUCAUUAUUCAAGAAAUGGUUGUUUUACAACGAAGGUUGGUCUUUGUAAUAGUCUACGUAAUUUACAGUGGUUUCAUUCGGGUUGUGCUGAUGAAUUUUAUCCACGAUGCUAUAAAUUAUCUCAAGAAGAUGAUAAAGUUGCUUUUGUUGAUGAUUAUCGUCUUACAGCAUGUAUUAGUUUUCUUAAACUUAUUCAAAAUCGAUGUAAAGGAGUUAUUGAACCAGACAUGAAUUCAAUUCUAGCCAUGAGUUCAGAUGGUCCCGAUGAUCCUAAAACACCAAUGCCGACUAUUGACGAACAAUUGCCAUUAACAAGAUCAUUGACAAUGCCUCCUGGCCAAUUAUUAUUCAAAUCUUUGAAUGGAAAAACUUCAGCAAAAAAAGUGCCUGUAUCUGCUAUUGAAUUUGCUUUGUAUAAAGUCAAUCAUUUCACGUCAUCUCGUGAUCACGAAGAUAUCGAUAUGGAUUCCGAGAUGCACAUAGAUCCAACCGAUGAACAAUGGACACAAUUUAUUGAACAAUUCUAUGCUGCUGCACAUUCAAAUGUUGAUAUUGAUGGCAUGGAAAGAUUUUUAUCUAGAAUUGAUGAAUGUUUGAAAAAAGUUGCACAUCAUUGUCCACAAUAUCAUAUUGAUGGUACAAGAAACAUUUGGAUUCUUAAACCUGGUGCUAAAUCAAGAGGACGAGGAAUUGUUGUUUAUGAUCGUCUGGAAGAUAUAUUAAAAUUAUGUUCAUCUACAUUAACAAAAGAUGGGAAAUUCGUUGUACAAAAAUAUAUUGAAAGGCCAUUACUUAUUCAUAACACAAAAUUUGAUAUACGUCAAUGGUUUUUAGUAACCGAUUGGAACCCAUUAACUAUAUGGAUGUUUAAAGGUUGUUAUUUACGUUUUUGUACAGAACAUUUUAGUUUAGAAACACGAAAUCAAAAUGUACAUCUAUGUAAUUAUUCAAUACAAAAACAUUAUAAAAAUAAUUCCAAUCGACACAAUGACUUACCAGUGGAAAAUAUGUGGACAAAUCAAGAAUUCAUUGAUAAAUAUCUUCGACCAAAUCAUUUAACUGAUCGUUGGGAUAAAUUAAUUUAUCCAGCAAUGAAAGAUGCCAUUGUAUGCUCAAUGUUAGUUGCUCAAGAUACCAUAGAUGCAAGAAAAAAUUCAUUUGAAUUAUUCGGUGCUGAUUUUAUGCUCGGUGAAGAUCUUAAGCCUUGGCUGAUUGAAAUAAAUUGCAGUCCAACAAUGGCUCGCUGUACUGCUGUGACAACGGAUAUGUGUGAUAGUGUUCUCGAAGAUACUUGUAAAGUUAUGAUCGAUCGAAAAUAUAAUCGAACAGCUGACACCGGUAGAUUUGAAUUAAUUCACAAGGGAACACCUGUACCUGUUCCAAUAUAUGUUGGAAUUGACUUGCGUGUUGAAGGUAAAACAUUUAAAACUGGUAGAUCAGCAAAUAAUUUUCGUACUGUAUCACCUGAAACACAAAACAAUAAUACUAAUAAUAAUAACAAUACAUUCAAUUUGCAUGCAUCGGCGCCUUCUCAUAUGAAUUCAUCAUCUUUAUCAACAUCAUUAUCGAUGACACCCGCAGAAAAUCGUCCUGUUCUUGCACAUUCAGCUAGUGCUCUUGCUACACACCUUCAAUCUUCGUCGUCGAAAAGUUCCAGUAGUCCUGUCUCUCUUAAACUUCGUCGUGAAAUGACACAGCCAACAUUAACACGUAUUGACGUGGCUCCUAUAGCAGACUCGUCACUUGAAAAACUGGCAGCGAGCGAGAAUUAUUUAUUUCAGUUUCGCUCAGUGCCUAAUACUAAUACUAAUAUUAUUACUAAUAAUAGUAAAUCAAAUCAAAAUCAACAAGCUGAUUUACGACAACGACACCUAAAAGUCACACCAGCUCGUCUAUCUGUUGAUUUUCUUCCUGUGCGUCAAAUAACUCGAACGAAAGUUACUAAUGCUCUCCCGUCACCGAAAGAUGUUAAAUUGCCAAAGAACUUUCCAUUCUAUCGUCAAUGCCAAAGAACUUCAUCAUCGAAAUUUUUUCAAUUAUCACCAACAACAACAACUCAUUCAAAAUUAAUAAAACAGCCAAAAACAACAGUUGACUCUUCUAAUUUUAUCACAGUGUCAGUUCUUACGAUUCCAUCUACUAUUGAAAACAUAUCAACUGUCAAUGAUAAUCAUGGACAUAAUGCAUCAUCAUCGUCUAUUCUUACUGUUGUAUAA